UCUCAAGCACACCAAACAUAAAAGAUUCAAUUUUUUUUUUUUUUCUUCUCCAACAACUCCUAGUUAUCCACAAGAACUCUUUAAACCCAAUAUGUACAUUUUUAGGCCUGUUUCAAGAAUGCUAGCAAUUCUUGCAAUUGCUUUGAUAGUCUUGAUUAAUUUUCCUGCUGAUGGCCAAAUAAGUACCCCAUGCACACCGUCAAUGCUUUCUACAUUCUCUCCUUGUAUGAAUUUUCUAACAAAUAGCAGUUCCAAUGGAACUUCUCCAAGUCAACAAUGUUGCAGUUCACUCAAGAACCUUACAAGUAAUGGCGUGGACUGUUUUUGCCUUAUUGCGACCGGAAGUGUUCCUUUCCAAAUUCCGAUCAACAGAUCCUUAGCUAUCUCUCUUCCUCGCGCUUGUAACAUGCCAGGCGUCCCACUCCAAUGCAAAGCCACUGGUUCACCAGUUCCAGCUUCAGGCCCUGCCUCACUUGGACCAACUCUUUCACCCAGAAUUUCUCCAUCUGCUAGUCCUAAAGCUUCUGUUGUGCCUGAGCCAACUCCAUCUGCUAUUCCACCAGAAUCCAGCACAACACCAGUUCUGCCUCCACCUUCAACAACAGUAGGUACUGGAGCCCCUACAUCGACAACUGGGAGCCGCCCGGUUCUGACUCCUCCGUCAGCUGCUGUCUCCUCUCACAGCUUUUCACCAUCUCUUCUAAUUUUUGCAUUAGGAUUUGUAACUUUGAAGUACUACUAGAUUGUUAUAGAUCUAUUCAUGCCUUUAUUUAUGAAUUUAGAAAUAUUCUUUUGAAGUUUGAUUAUUGAUUUUAGCCUUUUAGUAUAAUUCCCAUGAUUGAGUCCCCUAUUGGGUGAUAAUUUAUUAAAUAAAAUUUUUUUGUAUUA
This is a messenger RNA of Jatropha curcas, 888 nucleotides long. Its product is annotated as non-specific lipid transfer protein GPI-anchored 20. Lineage: Eukaryota; Viridiplantae; Streptophyta; Magnoliopsida; Malpighiales; Euphorbiaceae. The record is from RefSeq and is a predicted model, not a curated record.